This is a messenger RNA of Momordica charantia (bitter melon), 1081 nucleotides long. Its product is annotated as E3 ubiquitin-protein ligase RMA1H1. Gene Ontology annotation, cellular component: endoplasmic reticulum. Gene Ontology annotation, biological process: ubiquitin-dependent protein catabolic process. Gene Ontology annotation, molecular function: metal ion binding; ubiquitin protein ligase activity. The record is from RefSeq and is a predicted model, not a curated record. Lineage: Eukaryota; Viridiplantae; Streptophyta; Magnoliopsida; Cucurbitales; Cucurbitaceae.
UCUAUAAAUUGAUUUUUUCCGCCAACGCGAGGCCGAAGAACAUUAAAUCCUCACAGACGUCGGUUGGCGAUCUCCUCUGCGUCUCCUCGUUUUGGGAAUUUCACGAUAGCGAUCUUCUGGAGAUCAGGGCAGCUCUCGCACUGUGAUUCUUGAUCUUCUCUACGCCUCUCGGCCAAGUCCUGGUGUGAAGCAAAUUUGUGAAGUUGUCUAUAUAUGGCCUUUGAGCACUACCUUUCACAUGGCUGGAGGAAGCAGGUUCCAGCUGCAAUGGCAAACUCUGAGAACUUUAAGGCUUGUUUUGACUGCAGUAUUUGCUUAGACUUUGCAUCUGAGCCUAUAGUGACUCUGUGCGGCCAUCUCUACUGCUGGCCUUGCAUUUACAAGUGGCUUCAUGUCCAGAGUGCCUCCCUCGGCCCUGACGAGCCUCCGCAGUGCCCGGUUUGCAAGGCCGAUAUUUCCCACACGACAAUGAUCCCUCUCUACGGCCAUGGUCAAUCGGCAGAGGAUGAUGAGGUUGAUGCCAAAGAGUUACUUAUACCUCCUAGGCCAUCAGCUUUUGGCGACAAGGCUCUGGGAUCUAUCAGAUCUAAUAAUGCUUCUGGUCAGCACCUUCCUUAUAGAAACCCAUAUCAGAAUCAAAGCUACAACUUUGAUCCGUAUGACAGCUAUGAAGAGGACUCGAGCAGUUCGUUAUUUAACCUCGAACACGACCCAGCCGAUAGUUUUCAUCAUCCAGUGGCCAGGAUGUUUGGAGAGAUGGUGUAUACUAGGAUGUUUGGGAAUUCAGAGGGCUUAUACACAUACCCGAAUUCUUAUCCUCAGACCGGGAGCAGCAGUCCGCGAUUGAGAAGGCAGGAAAUGCUAGCAGAGAAAUCGCUUAACAGGAUAUCAUUUUCUCUCUUCUGUUGCUUAGUUCUAUCUCUUAUUAUCUUCUAAUUAUAGAUGGUGGCUCCUGCAAUUUUUAGUUUGUAGCCAUUUUUGCGAGGGAUGUAAUUGAAUAAGCUUUGGGACAAUUGAUUAAACACACCACAUUCUAUGUAGCUUUGAUUCAUUUCAAAUGAGCAACUGUUAGUGACAAAUA